AUAUUCCUAGAUCCAUGUAAACUUUGAAUUUAAAAUAAUCAGAUUUAGCCAUCGUUAUUGAAUAUUUUCGGAUAAUCACUGUCAAUAUAAGUAUUUAAUCAAUCAUUCAGAAAAAAUAUAGUUUAAAAUAAUUCCAUUUUGUAUUUUACGCACCUGCGGAUAGAUAUCGAAAACGAGGCCUUCCUUAGCAUUCCACAAACAAAUCGAAUUUUGACAAGGCAGGGACUUAAGGAAUUGAAGACCAGCAAAUAUGCAGUUAAAACACAUAAAAAAUUUGCUUCCGCCUCAGGAUGGGGCAGCGAAAAUAUGUUGCAUUGCUUGGGCUCCAAGUAACCAAAAGAUGGCAGUCUGCACAUCAGAUCGUGUUAUCUUGUUGUUUGAUGAACAAGGAGAAAAAAGGGAUAAAUUUUCCACUAAGCCAGCAGAUUCCAAGUAUGGAAAAAGAAGCUACACAGUGAAAGGAUUGGCAUUUUCUGGAGAUUCCACAAAGGUAGCGGUGGGACAGACUGACAACAUAAUUUAUGUUUACAAAAUUGGAGAUGAGUGGGGGGAUAAAAAGGUGAUUUGUAACAAGUUUGUACAACAGAGUGCAGUGACCUGUCUCAUCUGGCCCCCCGAUCAACCUAUUGUGUUUGGAUUGGCAGAUGGCAAGGUCCGAGCUGCCAACAUAAAGACCAACAAAUCCUCCACCAUUUACGGAACGGAGUCUUAUGUGGUUUCUUUGGCCUCAAAUCCCUCAGGAAAAGGCUUCCUGUCAGGACAUGCUGACGGCGCCAUUGUGAGGUACUUCUUUGAUGAUGAAGGCUCAGGAGAUUCCCAGGGUAAGAUAAGCACACACCCAUGUCCUCCAUAUGCAUUGGCAUUUUCCCAGAAUUCCAUAGUAGCUGCAGGAUGUGAUAAGAGAAUUAUUGCAUAUGGACGUGAAGGUCGGAGCUUUCAGCACUUUGAUUACAGCCGAGAGGAAGAUGAACAUGAAUUUACUUGUGCUGUAUCCAGUCCAAGUGGACAGUCAAUUGUUAUUGGAAGUUUUGACAAGCUGAGAGUCCUUAACUGGAGUCCCAGGAGGCAGAUGUGGGAUGAACCCAAGCUCAAGGAGAUCCGCAAUCUGUAUACCAUCACUGCUCUGGCGUGGAAGAAAGAUGGCUCCAGGGUAACUUGUGGCACCCUGUGUGGAGGUGUGGAGUUUUUUGAUUGCUGUCUGAAGAGAACUAUCUACAAGAAUAAGUUUGAGAUGACCCAUGUAGGACUUAGUCAGGUCAUUGUGAAAAAUUUGUCAAGUGGACAGAGAGUGGUGCUGAAGUCUCACUAUGGAUACGAGAUCGAUGAAGUUCGGAUCAUGGGGAAAGAUCGUUACUUGGUAGCACACACCUCGGACACCAUCUUAUUGGGAGACCUCCAGCACAACAAGCUCAGUGAGAUCCCAUGGCAAGGAUCAGGAGGAAAUGAAAAAUACUACUUUGACAAUGAAAGUGUGUGCAUGAUCUUCAAUGCUGGAGAACUGGCUCUGAUUGAGUAUGGAGGUAAUGAGGUUCUGGGAUGUGUGAGAACAGAGUUCAUGAAUCCUCACCUGAUCAGUGUAAGACUGAAUGAGAGGAAACAGAGGGGUGUGGAUGACAACAAGAAAAUUGCCUACCUGUUGGAUCUGAAGACCAUUGCUAUCAUGGACAUGAUAACUGGGAUGAACAUUGGUCAGGUGAACCAUGAAUCCAAGAUUGACUGGCUGGAGUUGAAUGAAACUGGACGGAAGAUACUGUUCAGAGACAAAAGGAUGAGGUUGAACCUCUUUGAUAUUGAGUCUCAGCAGAGGACUACCAUUUUGAACUACUGUUCUUAUGUACAAUGGGUACCUGGAAGUGAUGUAGUUGUGGCCCAGAACCGAGGAAAUUUGUGCAUCUGGUACAACAUUGACGCUCCAGAGAGGGUCACCAUGUUCCCAAUCAAGGGAGACAUUUUAGACCUGGAGAAAGCUGACGGUAAGACAGAAGUGGUGGUACAGGAGGGGGUACAGACCAUAUCCUACACACUGGACGAAGGACUCAUCGAGUUUGGUACCGCUAUCGACGAUGGGGACUAUGAAAGAGCUGUGGCAUUUUUGGAGACUCUGGAAAUGUCAGCAGAGACUGAAGCCAUGUGGAAAACUUUGAGCAAAUUGGCCAUGGAGGAUAGACGAUUACAUAUUGCAGAGAGAUGCUUUUCUGCUCUGGGUGACAUAGCCAAAGCCCGUUACAUGAAGGAAACAUUUAGACUUGCAGAGGAAAUAUCUAGAACAAAGGGUGGAGAUGGGUUCAAUCAUUACAGAGUGCGGGCCAGACUGGCCAUUAUGGACAAGAAGUUCAAGGAAGCUGAGAGCAUCUUUCUCGAACAGAAUCAUGUGGAUGAGGCAAUGGAGAUGUACCAAGAAAUGCACAUGUGGGAUGAGGCGAUCGAGGUCGCUGAGGCCAAGAUGCAUCCUGAGCUAGAGAACCUACAGAGGAGUUAUUAUCAGUGGUUGAUGAACACCGGCCAGGAGGAGGCUGCAGGAGAGCUAAAGGAGAGAGAAGAGGACUACCUGGCAGCCAUUAACCUAUAUAUGAAGGCUGGACUACCUGCUCGUGCUGCACGACUAGCCAGCAGCAGAGAGGAACUUAUGUCGAAUUCGGAGUUGAUUUCAAGAAUUGCCUCGGCUUUGAUCAAAGGAGAACUGUAUGAAAGGGCAGGUGACAUGUAUGAAAAGAUUAAGGAUGCUUCAAAGGCCAUGGAGUGCUUCAAGAAAGGACAUGCCUUCCGCAGAGCCGUGGACUUGGCCCGCUAUGCCUUCCCGUCGGAAGUUGUGAAGCUGGAAGAACAAUGGGGAGACUAUCUGUCCUCUCAGAAGCAACUGGAUGCUGCCAUCAACCAUUAUAUAGAGGCUGGGGCCACAACCAAAGCUGUGGAGUGUGCUAUACAGUCCCGUCAGUGGCUCAAGGCUGUCCAGAUCCUGGAAAUUCAAGAUUCCUCCAUGUCUGCCAAGUACUACAAACAGAUCGCUGACCACUAUGCCUCAAUUGGAGAUUACGAGAAAGCAGAGCAGUACUAUGUGGAAGCUGGGUGUACUCGCGAAGCUGUGGACAUGUAUAACAAUGCUGGAAAAUGGGAGAUGGCACACAAGCUGGCCUCUACCUACAUGAAAUCUGAUGACGUCUCCACCCUGUACAUUUCACAAGCCCGACAACUGGAAAGUCAGGCCAAGUUCAAAGAGGCAGAAAGGUUAUAUGUCGCAGUCCAAGAGCCUGACCUGGCAAUCACUAUGUACAAAAAACACAAGAUGUACGGUGACAUGAUCAGAUUGGUGAAGGUGCACCAUCCCGACCUUGUGCAGGAUACACACAUGCAUCUGGCCAGUGAGUUGGAAUCUGAGGGAAAUCUACGACAGGCUGAGCAUCACUAUCUGGAGGGUGAAAAUUGGAAAGGUGCCGUCAACAUGUACAGGGGCCAGGAUAUGUGGGAAGAAGCACAUAGGGUUGCUAAGAAUAGUGGGGGAGCCACUGCAGCCAAGCAGGUGGCCUAUUUGUGGGCUAAGAGUCUGGGUGGCGAUUCUGCUGUCAAACUGUUGGCUAAAUUUGGUCUUGUGGACGCAGCCAUUGAAUAUGCUUCAGAGAACUGUGCAUUUGACUUUGCUUUUGAGCUUGCUCGUUUGGCCAACAAGAACAAAUUACCAGAAAUCCAUCUGAAGCAUGCUAUGUACCUGGAGGAUGAAGGAAGGUAUCAUGAGGCAGAGGCAGAAUUCAUUAAGGCUGCAAAACCAAAAGAGGCAGUUCUUAUGUAUGUACAUAACCAGGACUGGGACUCGGCCCAGAGAGUUGCUGAACAGAGUGACCCUGACUCAGUAGCUGAUGUCCUUGUGGGACAGGCUCGAUUUGCCUUCGAGGAGAAAGAGUUUGCCAAAGCCGAGUCCUAUCUGCUACGUGCCCAGAGGCCAGAGUUAGCUGUCAAGUAUUAUAAGGAAUCUGGCAUGUGGCAAGAUGCUCUAAGAGUAUGCAAAGAAUAUAUUCCCCACAAAUUACAACACUUACAAGAUGAAUAUGAAAGAGAAAUGGCAGACAAAGGAGGUCAAAGUGGAAUUGAGGCAAUGGUUCGACAGGCUCGUGAAUGGGAGUCUUCUGGAGAAUAUGCCAGAGCAGUCGAGUGCUACCUUAAAGUGACCACAAAUCUGACCACUGAUAUAAAUGUUCUAGAAAAGUGCUGGAUGAAGGCUGGAGAUCUGGCUUUGAAGUUUUUGGGUCAGGAGAGAGCUCAAACAGUUGCUGAGAUCGCUGGACCAAGACUGACUGAGAUCAGGAAGUUUGAACAGGCAGCAGAGCUGUAUCUGAAUGUGGACAUGAUCAAGGAUGCAAUUGACAUGUUCAUUGCCGCUGAGGAAUGGAACAAGGCCAAGCGAGUGGCAAAGGAGCUGGAACCAAGAUUGGAAGCUUAUGUUGAUGAGCGCUACAAGGACAGUCUCAAACAUCAAGGAAAGGCCGAGCAGUUGGCGAGUGUGGAUGUUGUGGGUGCUUUGGAUAUGUACAUUGAGAAAGGCGAAUGGGAAAAAUGCCUGGAAACAGCUGCGCAACAGAAUUCAAAGGUCCUCCAUAAAUAUGCUGCGUUGUAUGCCACACAUCUGAUUAAGAACAAUGACAGUCGCAAAGCUCUUGAUAUUUACGUCAAAUAUGGAGCACCUGCUAAUGCUCAGAAUUUCAACAUUUACAAGAGGAUAUUUAGUGAUGUUGUAAGCCUGAGAGGCCUAGACAAACCAGAUGGCUACCAUACCUGGGGUGAACUGAGAGAUGUUUUGUAUGACUUGUGUGACAACAUGAGCAAGAGUCCAGAAGCAAAUUCACCGCAGCACGCGGAGUUUGAGUCCAUGCUGUUAAUUGCUCAUUACUAUGCCAAUCGUUCAGCGUUCCAGCCCCACAAAUCUCUCGAAGAAUCUGCAGCUAAGCUGGCCAUCAGUCUGCUGCGACACACAGAUAUCAUACCAGCUGACAAAGCCUUCUAUGAGGCUGGAAUGAUGUGCAGGAGUGUGGGAUGGGAGAAUGCAGCUUUUGUUUUCCUGAACAGAUACCUAGACAUAUCAGAGGCUAUUGAGGAAGGAUCUUUGGAUAUGUUGGAUCACAGUGAUUUCCAAGACACAGAUAUUCCAUUUGAAAUCCCGCUACCAGAGAGACCAUAUCUAACUAACCAGCAGCAUGAGGAAGUUAAGGAAUGGGUGCUGGCGGUCUCCAUGGAUCAGAAGGUGGAGCAGGUGUUGCCAAGAGACGAGCGUAACUGCUAUGAGGCCUCUUUGAUUGCUCCUGACACUGGAAUUCGAUCCGCUCCAUGUGUAAUCACAGGAUACCCUGUGUUGAAAACUCCAAUGGAAUUCAAAAGACCAGGCAAAGUGGCGAACAAGGAUGACUGGAAUAAAAUCAUCAUGGCUGCCAAGGUCUCUCACAGCCCUGACCUGAAUGACAUCCUGAAAUUCAUCGGAGUGUGGUGUGGAUCCACCCCCAAUCCAAGUUAUUCAUUCCAAUAGAAUGAAGACUAAAGUGCAUUUACAAAUGACAGAUAUAUAUUGAAAUAUUUUUGUUAAUUUUAUGACUUUUCAUGUAUGAUUCAUCCGUCCCUUAAAUUUGUGACUUUCUUUGUUCACAUGUGAAUGUUACUUAUGAUGAAAUAAAACAGCCACUAGAAAA
Molecule: messenger RNA, 5669 nt
Organism: Ostrea edulis (European flat oyster)
Lineage: Eukaryota; Metazoa; Mollusca; Bivalvia; Ostreida; Ostreidae
Product: intraflagellar transport protein 172 homolog
Exons: 48
Coding region: 251-5509 (1752 amino acids)
Biological process (GO): intraciliary transport
Cellular component (GO): ciliary basal body; axoneme; intraciliary transport particle B
Molecular function (GO): protein binding
Source: RefSeq, a predicted model, not a curated record